Messenger RNA from Aspergillus luchuensis, 276 nucleotides. RefSeq lists its product as uncharacterized. The record is from RefSeq and is a predicted model, not a curated record. The transcript has a single exon. The coding region runs from base 1 to 276 and encodes 91 amino acids. Lineage: Eukaryota; Fungi; Ascomycota; Eurotiomycetes; Eurotiales; Aspergillaceae.
AUGCCACUAGCCGCCAAUGAACGUGCAUCCUGGCAGCGGCAGGAGUUGCUGCACUGGCCGUCACAAUCACCGUCACACCUCCCUCAGAGACAGCCCGCUUUCGCUGCUUCUGAGAGGCCCUCGAAGCGCCCGGGCUACUGCUCCUCACUGAGCUCGUUGGAUCUUCCUCACCCCAUCCAAGAGGCAGGCAUGUCUGCCAAUCCGGGACGGAACGGUGUCUCCCCUCCUCGGCCCUCUGCUUUAUCAAUCCACCAUGGCACCGAUCCUGCCGUUUAA